This is a messenger RNA of Odontomachus brunneus, 2752 nucleotides long. It is a transcript of the gene PGS1, whose product is annotated as CDP-diacylglycerol--glycerol-3-phosphate 3-phosphatidyltransferase, mitochondrial. The record is from RefSeq and is a predicted model, not a curated record. NCBI's taxonomy places the organism in Eukaryota, Metazoa, Arthropoda, Insecta, Hymenoptera, Formicidae. The coding region runs from base 106 to 1653 and encodes 515 amino acids. Gene Ontology annotation, cellular component: mitochondrion. The transcript is spliced from 8 exons. Gene Ontology annotation, molecular function: CDP-diacylglycerol-glycerol-3-phosphate 3-phosphatidyltransferase activity. Gene Ontology annotation, biological process: cardiolipin biosynthetic process.
CUGACAGAUGUCGCUCGCUCGUCGCCAUUAUGUCAUAUUGAAAUUCAGAAUCGCGCGGACGAACAAUUAUUUAUUCGUUUUUAUUAUUUAUGACAUUGACUCCUCAUGCACAGUUCAGCUUUACAAAUAUUUAAACGGUUUCAUAAACCAAAGUUAUUAAACACUGCAACUGAAGCAAAGGUUCGCUACAUAGACUUUCUGUUUAUCAGAAGUAAAACUCAAAUAGCCAUGCUAGAUGACGAAAAGUUAAGGGAUAUGGAUGUUUCCACACAACAAGAAAUUAAUAUAUUAUCCUGGCUGCAUACUAUGGCUCCUGCAUUUCCAGUAAAUGGCUCCAAGAUCACUAUAAUCCACAAGCCACAAGUAUUUUACAAUACUCUGCUGAAAAAAUGUAAGAAUGCCAAGAAAAGAAUCACGCUCGCCUCAUUGUACUUGGGCACUGGUACAUUAGAGUCUGAAUUAGUGAAUGUGAUACAGCAAGUUAUAAGUACGAACCGCGGUAACGUGCAAGUUCAGAUUUUGCUAGAUUAUAUGAGAGGUUCGCGGGGUAAGCAGAACUCCCGAAAGAUGCUGGAGCCGUUGCUAAAGGGCGAAUACGGCGAUUGCUGCAAGGUUUUUCUUUAUCACACGCCGAAACUGCGUGGUAUCAUGAAAGCGGCGAUUCCUGAUCGUUUCAACGAGCUCAUUGGCUUGCAACAUAUGAAACUGUAUAUGAUCGACGACGAUCUUAUUAUUAGCGGGGCAAAUCUUAGCAACGAUUACUUCACAAAUCGGCAAGAUCGAUACUUUGUAAUCGAAGAUUGCGGAGAGUUAUGCGACUUUUAUCAUAAACUGAUUGAGAAAGUGUCGGAAUUUAGUUUUCUCUUGCAACCAAAUGGCGACACAAGUUUGAAUCUUGCCGCAAACUACCAUCCUUAUAAAGGAUCCCGGAGAAUCUUCACCAAAGAAGCCGCGAUGAGAAUACAGACACUUUUCCAGGAUGAGAUAGAGAAACGUGCUAAUCUGAACAAAACUGAUGCAGACACGUGGAUAUUCCCACUGGUGCAAAUGGGCCAGUUGAAUAUCUGCCACGAUAGUGAGGUGACGUUGAAACUCUUGCAGACCGCUUCAGCCGGUGCCACGCUCAAGCUGGCGACUGGUUAUUUCAACCUGACCUCCGACUACAGUUGGGCUGUACUCAAAGAUUGCCGGGCGACAUGUCAUCUUCUAACAGCACAUCCCACUGCCAAUGGCUUUUUUAACGCUAAGGGAAUUGCUAGAGGAAUUCCAGCGGCGUACACUCGGAUAGAAGAAUCUUUCUACGAUUUAUGUGAGAGCAUGAAUCAACAGAAGCGGGUAAAAUUGUGGGAAUUUGUAAAACCGGGUUGGACGUAUCACGCGAAGGGUCUCUGGUACACUUUGCCGGGUCAAAAGCGACCUUCGUUGACUCUUGUAGGUUCACCGAACUUUGGAUAUAGAUCAGUGAAUAGAGACUUAGAGACGCAAGUCGCUCUAGUAACAAGAAACAAAAAGUUGCAAGACGCUCUACAUGAAGAGCAAGCGCUAUUGUUCUCCUGUGCGAAACCCGUGACGAAAAAGACCUUUUCGCAGCAGGAUAGAAUACCAUCGGCUUGGGUGUGCGCGAUCGUGCUUUUCUUUCGCUACUACUUCUGAAGUCCAAACGUCUUCGCGAGAACUUAUUGUGUUAAUUUAUUUAAUUCUAGUUGCAAUGUGUUCCCAAAUAAGACCGUGUAAUAAAGUUUGCCAGAAUGGUUGACUAGCGCGGAUCUCGAAUAGUUUAUAAAUAUUACAAAUCGAAAUUCGAAAUUUGACUUCUAUGAUCUUUUAUAAAUUCUACAAAUUUACAAAUUCUACUAUACGCGCGCGCGCGCGUUAUAUAAGACGCGCGUGAAAGAAUUUUCGAGUUGUGAGAUUAAAAGAAGAUUCAAUCCUUUUCUGUCCUGGAAUUCUGGAAUUCUUGAUAUAUAUAAAUUUCAUGUAUAUACAUUCCAUAAAUUAUUUCACAUGAGUGAUAAAUUAGCAUUUUAUCCUGGAAAUUAUAAUAUUGCCAAAUUGAAUAAUUGAUAGCUCUAUUACUUCUUCCUGAGCUAUCCGGUAAGGGAUGUGAUAAAAUUUACUAUUGUUACAAUGCCGGCGCCUCUUGCGCAGCGCCGGAGACGCGAAAGCAAUUUUAACACGAACGUUACACUGAUAAUAAUAAUACAGUGGUGAUUGUCCGUUAUCAAUCAUGAUGCACAAAAUUGAGACAAUUGCAACGACUAUUCAAUCGCUGCAACUAUCGACGACGGCAACGAUGACGACGACGACAACGAUGGCUAAGAUCACGAUACUGUGCAGAUAGAAACUGGCCUGUAUCUUGCACUUAGAGAUUUCCAAGACCGACAAAUGCACAGCAAUUAACAAUUGUCCGCACAGAUUUAUUUCUCGUCAAGUACAAAUGUUUCCUCUUUGACGAAAAACUCCACAACCUCCUCUUCCACGUUCUUCGAAUCGGAAUCUAGUUCAUCGGUGUCGAUAUCUGAAAAUGCAAAUGUAUAAUAAUUAAUCUGAUCCCAAGAGUUUUAUUUUACAAGGAUUUAAAUAACAUUUUAUAAUUUAUAAAAUUGUUUUAUUUUAUGUAAAAUUAUGUCUUGUGAAUUUUGUUAUGUACUGUAUUCACAGUACAAUAAUAAAAUAACGAUCUGUAUGCUAAUUUGAUGUAUUUGAGGUGUAAAUAAUAUAGUAUAAUAUAGAAAUGUAUAUAUAUAGUAUA